CACGCUCAUUUUCAUCAAGCUGAAUCUUUCUCUUUCUUUCCCUCUGCAUCCCCCUUUCCUCUCUCCUCCCAGCUUUCAGCUUUCCUCUCUGAGAUUGUCUGCAUCCCCCUUUCCUCUCUCCUCCCAGCUUACAGCUUUCCUCUGUGAGAUUGUCUGCAUCCCCCUUUCCUCUCUCCUCCCAGCUUUCAGCUUUCCUCUGUGAGAUUGUCUGCAUCCCCCUUUCCUCUCUCCUCCCAGCUUUCAGCUUUCCUCUCUGAGAUUGUCUGCAUCCCCCUUUCCUCUCUCCUCCCAGCUUACAGCUUUCCUCUGUGAGAUUGUGUCUGCAUCCCCCUUUCCUCUCUCCUCCCAGCUUUCAGCUUUCCUCUGUGAGAUUGUCUGCAUCCCCCUUUCCUCUCUCCUCCCAGCUUUCAGCUUUCCUCUGUGAGAUUGUCUGCAUCCCCCUUUCCUCUCUCCUCCCAGCUUACAGCUUUCCUCUGUGAGAUUGUCUGCAUCCCCCUUUCCUCUCUCCUCCCAGCUUUCAGCUUUCCUCUGUGAGAUUGUCUGCAUCCCCCUUUCCUCUCUCCUCCCAGCUUACAGCUUUCCUCUGUGAGAUUGUGUCUGCUUCCUUCCUGUUCCGUAAGCAACAGUGUGAUCCCCUCUCCACACGAGACAAAGAGACGGAGAGAGGGGAAAAGAGGGGGAGUAACAGAAUGAAUAGAAUGACAAGAUGGCUGUGAAAGAGAGAUAUUAACAGAAAGAUAGAAAGGGAUAUAGAGAGAGAGAGAGACAGAGAGAUAGAUAGAUUAAUGUAAACCCAGGGGUGUCAGUGUUGCCAUACAGACAAAGGUAGCGCCGUAGUGCAUGUGGUCUCUCUCACGCAUACACACACUCUCGCACACACACACACACACUCGCACACCGACAUUACAACUGCGUAGGAGUCAGACAGAAGAGGAAUGCCACUGGCUUGCACACGGAGUAGCCUCACAUUCAUAACUUAACAACAACAGGCGCACAAGACACACACAUGCACGCACACACACGUACACACACUCAAUCAAUCGCAGACACAGACUCUUUGUGUGACUGUAAACAUGGGGCUCGUCAUGGGGACCUUUUCCAUGCAGAGCAAUAAGCAGGAUCGGACCUAUCGGAAAGACCUCUGACAACAUGGGCGCUGUGGUGGGCACGUUAACCAUGGGGGAGAGGACCAAGGGGGAGAGGAGGAGGCCAUCCAGAGAUAAAAUAGAUGAUGAUUUUGAGUUGAGCAUUGUGUGUCAUCGGCCAGAAGGGCUGGAUAAACUAGAGGCUCAGACCAACUUCAGCAAGCAAGAGCUGCAAGUGCUCUACCGAGGCUUCAAAAACGAGUGCCCUAGUGGGGUGGUGAAUGAGGACACCUUCAAACAGAUAUACUCACAGUUCUUUCCCCAUGGAGAUGCCAGUACCUACGCACACUACCUGUUCAACGCCUUUGACUCAGCACACAGUGGAUCCAUCAAGUUUGAGGGCUUUAUCAUGGCGUUGUCCACCCUGCUGAGGGGUUCAGUGAGGGAGAAACUGACGUGGACGUUCAACCUGUACGACAUCAACAGAGAUGGCUACAUCAACAAGGAGGAGAUGACAGACAUCGUCAGUGCGAUAUAUGACAUGAUGGGAAAGUACACCUACCCUGCCCUGAAGACAGACACUCCCAAACAACAUGUGGAUGCCUUCUUCCAGAAGAUGGACAAGAACAGAGAUGGAGUUGUCACUCUGGAUGAGUUCAUUCUGUCCUGCCAGGAGGAUGAAAACAUCAUGAGGUCCCUGCAGCUCUUCAAAAAUGUCAUAUAGACCACACAGAGAAAAGGAGAGAAAAGACCGGGAGGAAUUGGAAGAGAUGCUUGAGCUGUGAGAAGGAAAAGCAGCCCGCCAUUUAAUGGAAAAAAGAGGCACAAACAAACUUUGUUGUCACCAUGGUUACGAGAGGUACUCAACACCGGCUGCCCAACAACAGCUAUACACACCAGUCGUGUGGCACAGUGUCUCACCAUCAUGUUACCAUGGCAGUGACCAUCAACGGGCUGGGUUAUGACCCUUGCCAUUGACCUCUGACCCCUGUACCUGUUUUUGAACUUCCUGUGACUCUGUAACCUUUCACCCUAGUCCUCUCUGUCUUGUUCUGUUGAUGUUGUUAUGGUUACUGAUCUCUCUGAGAGUGUAUAUCACACCUGUUAGUGUACCUACUGACAAACACACACAAAGAUUAAGGCAUACACACAUACCUUGGAUUGAAUCCUCAAUCGACUACCAAAUAACAAAUACACAAUCAAUACAUUUUCA
Molecule: messenger RNA, 2298 nt
Organism: Oncorhynchus keta (chum salmon)
Lineage: Eukaryota; Metazoa; Chordata; Actinopteri; Salmoniformes; Salmonidae
Product: Kv channel-interacting protein 1-like
Exons: 8
Coding region: 1150-1809 (219 amino acids)
Biological process (GO): regulation of potassium ion transmembrane transport
Cellular component (GO): voltage-gated potassium channel complex
Molecular function (GO): transmembrane transporter binding; potassium channel regulator activity; calcium ion binding
Source: RefSeq, a predicted model, not a curated record